AAAUACUAUUUUGACAAGUUCUUUACAAAUGGCGUAAAAACAACAACAACAAACAGUGUUUGUAAUUUAUUAGAAAAUAUCUUAUAUUAUUAAUUUAAUAUAGAUAUAAAUUAUUAUAAAUAAUUGUAUACCUAUUGUAAAAAAUAUAUCUAGUGAUUGUAAAAAAAAAUUAAUAGGUAUUAUUAAAAAUGGGACCAACAAAAAGAGGAAGAAGAGAUGAUCGUGGUAAAUCAAAAAAAAGAAAAGAAGAAGAUGAUAAUGAAGAAGAAUAUGGUGAUGAUAUAGAAGGUGAUGGUGUACCUGAUGCUGCAAAAAAAAAUGCUGAAAAAUUAGAUGAAAAUAUAAUUGAAGAUGAUUAUGGUGCAAAAGAUUACAGAUCACAAAUGUUAUUAAAAAGUGAUAAUACAUCAAGACCACUUUGGGUUGCACCAAAUGGACAUAUAUUUCUUGAAGCAUUUUCACCAGUUUAUCGUCAUGCACAUGAUUUUUUAAUAGCAAUAUCAGAACCAGUAUGUAGACCAGAAUUUAUUCACGAAUAUAAAUUAACAGCUUAUUCAUUAUAUGCUGCUGUAAGUGUUGGUUUACAAACACAUGAUAUUAUUGAAUAUCUUAAAAGACUUAGUAAAACAUCAAUACCAGAUGGAAUUAUUGAAUUUAUACAAUUAUGUACAUUGUCAUAUGGUAAAGUUAAAAUGGUACUUAAACAUAAUAAAUAUUUUGUUGAAUCACCACAUCCUGAAGUAUUACAAAAAUUACUAAAAGAUCCAGUUAUACAAGAAUGUAGAUUACGUAAAAAUAUUGAAGAUAAUGAUAAUAAUGAUGGAUUUAUAACAAAUCUUGAGAGUAAAAAUAAAAAUGUACAAUUUGGUGCAAAAUCAAUACAACAAGAUGGACAAACAGAUAAAACAAAACAACAACAAGUUGAAGUACCAGCAAUUGUACCAGAAGAUAUAACAAAAUUUUAUGAAAAAAUUGAUAAAGAAGAUGAUGAUGAUGAAGAAGAAGAACAACAAUUAAAAACAGUUAGUUUUGAAGUUAAUCAAGAAAAAAUUGAAGUUAUACAAAAACGUUGUAUUGAACUUGAACAUCCAUUACUUGCUGAAUAUGAUUUUCGUAAUGAUACUGUUAAUGCUGAUAUAAAUAUUGAUUUAAAACCAUCAGCAGUAUUACGUCCAUAUCAAGAAAAAAGUUUACGUAAAAUGUUUGGUAAUGGACGUGCAAGAUCUGGUGUUAUUGUAUUACCAUGUGGUGCUGGUAAAAGUUUAGUUGGUGUUACAGCAUGUUGUACUGUUAGAAAACGUGCAUUAGUAUUAUGUAAUUCAGGUGUAUCAGUUGAACAAUGGAAACAACAAUUUAAAAUGUGGUCAACAGCUGAUGAUUCAAUGAUAUGUCGUUUUACAAGUGAUGCCAAAGAUAAACCAAUGGGUUGUAGUAUAUUAAUAACAACAUAUUCAAUGAUAACACAUACACAAAAAAGAUCAUUUGAAGCUGAUUUAACAAUGAAAUGGGUACAAGAACAAGAAUGGGGUAUAAUGGUACUUGAUGAAGUACAUACAAUACCAGCUAAAAUGUUUAGACGUGUAUUAACAAUUGUACAAUCACAUUGUAAACUUGGUUUAACAGCAACAUUAUUACGUGAAGAUGAUAAAAUUGCUGAUCUUAAUUUUUUAAUUGGACCAAAAUUAUAUGAAGCAAAUUGGCUUGAGCUACAAAAACGUGGUUUUAUUGCACGUGUACAAUGUGCUGAGGUAUGGUGUCCAAUGGUACCAGAAUUUUAUCGUGAAUAUUUAACAUCAAAAGUUAAUAAAAAAAUAUUAUUAUCUGUUAUGAAUCCAAAUAAAUUUCGUGCAUGUCAAUAUCUUAUAAAAUAUCAUGAAAGACGUGGUGAUAAAACAAUUGUAUUUUCUGAUAAUGUUUAUGCAUUAAGAUAUUAUGCUCUUGAAAUGAAAAAACCAUAUAUUUAUGGACCAACAUCACAAAGUGAAAGAAUGCAAAUAUUACAAAAUUUUAAAUUAAAUAGUAAAGUUAAUACAGUAUUUGUUAGUAAAGUUGCUGAUACAUCAUUUGAUUUACCUGAUGCAAAUGUAUUGAUACAAAUAUCAUCACAUGGUGGAUCAAGAAGACAAGAAGCUCAAAGAUUAGGAAGAAUUCUUCGUGCUAAAAAAGGAGCUGUUGCUGAAGAAUAUAAUGCAUUUUUUUAUACACUUGUUUCACAAGAUACUGUUGAAAUGAGCUAUUCACGUAAACGUCAAAGAUUUCUUGUUAAUCAAGGAUAUGCAUACAAAGUUAUUACAAAACUUGCUGGCAUGGAUGAAGAGCCUGAUUUGUCAUUUAAAACUCGUGAAGAGCAUGGAAAUUUAUUGCAACAAGUUUUAGCAGCAAAUGAUACUGAAGCUGAUGAUGAAAGAAUGCCUGGUGAUGGACAUCGUCCAAUUAUGCGAAGAGCAGGAAAUAUGUCAUCAAUGUCUGGUGCAGAUGAUGCUGUCUAUUAUGAAUACAGAAAAUCAUCAGGAAAUAAACAUCCAUUAUUCAAAAGAUUUAGACAAUAAAAUUUCUAUUUUUUUAUUGCUUGUUUAUAUAUACAUACAUAUAUUUUGUUUUAGUUUAAAUUUAUUUUUUAAUUAUGAUGAAUAAAUAAAUAAAUUUUCAAUAAAAAAAAAUAUAUAAAA
Messenger RNA from Aphidius gifuensis, 2669 nucleotides. It is a transcript of the gene hay, whose product is annotated as general transcription and DNA repair factor IIH helicase subunit XPB. Gene Ontology annotation, molecular function: 3'-5' DNA helicase activity; ATP binding; hydrolase activity. Lineage: Eukaryota; Metazoa; Arthropoda; Insecta; Hymenoptera; Braconidae. The transcript has 5 exons. The record is from RefSeq and is a predicted model, not a curated record. Bases 189 to 2549 code for a protein of 786 amino acids. Gene Ontology annotation, cellular component: nucleotide-excision repair factor 3 complex; transcription preinitiation complex; transcription factor TFIIH holo complex. Gene Ontology annotation, biological process: nucleotide-excision repair; transcription initiation at RNA polymerase II promoter.